Molecule: messenger RNA, 2021 nt
Organism: Sesamum indicum (sesame)
Lineage: Eukaryota; Viridiplantae; Streptophyta; Magnoliopsida; Lamiales; Pedaliaceae
Product: amidophosphoribosyltransferase, chloroplastic
Biological process (GO): purine nucleobase biosynthetic process
Molecular function (GO): amidophosphoribosyltransferase activity
Source: RefSeq, a predicted model, not a curated record
ACAACAUAAAGCCACCAAAACCUAGUCCACCUCCUUUGGCUAUUCAUAGUCCGCCGCCCCACCCCAGCGUCCUUUAUCUCCCUCUUCUAUUCCCAUGGCCACCGCCACCACUGCCGCCUCCGCUCCUCCUUCGGCUUCCGCCUAUCCCGCGUCCUCCGCUACUCGCUUCUCCCCUAUCUCUCCGUCCUCCAAGUCGCUCUCCUCCCUCUUCCCCAAAAUCUUUCCAAAACCCCUUCAUAUUACUCCCGCAAAGAAUCCCAUCUCAGAUAUCGUCUCAUCCUACAAGAACACAAUCAAUUCAGGUACUGAUAACGCACUAUUUUUUCAUGAUGAUGACGAUAAACCUCGGGAAGAAUGUGGGGUGGUGGGUAUUUACGGAGACCCGGAAGCCUCCCGCCUCUGCUAUUUGGCUCUCCACGCACUGCAGCACCGCGGCCAAGAGGGCGCGGGGAUUGUGGCGGUGCACGAUAACGUCCUCCAGUCUGUCACCGGAGUUGGGCUCGUAUCCGAGGUUUUUAACCAGUCAAAAUUGGAUAAGUUGCCAGGAGAUAUAGCCAUAGGCCACGUGAGAUAUUCUACAGCUGGAUCGUCUAUGCUUAAAAACGUACAGCCUUUUGUUGCGGGUUACAGAUUCGGGUCGGUUGGGGUUGCCCACAACGGGAACUUGGUAAAUUACCAAGCUUUGCGGGCGGAGCUUGAAGAGAAUGGAUCGAUUUUCAACACGAGCUCGGAUACGGAGGUGGUUCUGCACUUGAUUGCUAUAUCAAAAGCCCGGCCGUUCUUUAUGAGAAUAGUCGAGGCUUGUGAAAAGCUGGAGGGUGCUUAUUCGAUGGUUUUCUUGACAGAGGACAAGCUCGUGGCGGUUCGUGACCCGUUUGGUUUCCGCCCGUUGGUCAUGGGUAGGAGGAGCAAUGGUGCCGUGGUUUUUGCUUCUGAGACUUGCGCAUUGGAUUUGAUUGAGGCCACAUACGAGAGAGAAGUUUUUCCUGGAGAAGUUCUUGUGGUGGAUAAGGAAGGGGUUCGGUCGCUGUGUUUGAUGCGUCACCCGCAGCCCAAAUCAUGUAUUUUCGAGCAUAUUUACUUUGCACUGCCGAAUUCUGUGGUUUUUGGGAGAUCCGUGUACGAGUCGAGGCGGGCAUUUGGGGAAAUCUUAGCUACUGAGGCGCCAGUGGAGUGUGAUGUGGUGAUUGCGGUGCCCGAUUCAGGGGUUGUUGCUGCGCUAGGAUAUGCUGCCAAAGCUGGUGUACCGUUUCAGCAGGGCUUGAUUAGGUCACAUUACGUUGGGAGGACGUUUAUCGAGCCUUCUCAGAAGAUUAGGGACUUUGGCGUGAAGCUGAAAUUAUCGCCAGUUAGGGCCGUCUUGGAGGGCAAACGUGUUGUUGUGGUGGAUGAUUCAAUCGUCAGAGGAACGACUUCUUCCAAGAUCGUUAGGUUGUUGAAGGAAGCUGGUGCUAAGGAGGUUCACAUGAGAAUUGCGAGCCCUCCAAUCAUAGGCUCGUGUUAUUAUGGAGUUGAUACUCCUAGUGCGGAGGAGUUGAUAUCGAAUAGGAUGAGCGUGGAGGAGAUUAGGGAGUUUAUUGGGUCAGAUUCGCUUGCGUUUCUGCCAUUUGAGAGCUUGAAGAAUUUGCUGGGGAAUGAUUCUCCCAACUUCUGUUAUGCUUGCUUUUCUGGGAAGUACCCGGUGCAGCCAACUGGUAAAGUGAAGAGGGUUGGGGAUUUUCUUGAUGAUGGAUUGAGUGGAAGUAUGGGGUCUAUUGAUGGAGGUUGGCUUCCUCAGACCAAAAAUCAAGAGGGGGUGGGAGUUGGGAAACUCAAGGUGAAGGAGGAGAUCAAGUCCUCUGCUUAGGAGUGAUCUAUUUAGCAUUUUAGUUCUGGAUACACACUAGUCUCCACAUUUACCUCUGAUUAUAAAGCUUUUCUGGUCAUGGAAAGAUCGGAUCCCUAGUUCAAUUAAAUGAAACACAUGUUUUUUUGUUUCGCAAUUUGACUGCUUUAUGUUGGAAGUAUGGGUGUCGGACCAA